CCCCCUUUGAUCACUUAUUUUUUUUUGUUAAUGUUACAUAUGUUACAUGCCAUAUGUUUUUGUUAUUUCAAGAACAAGACCUCUAACUAUUCCGAGUCUCUUUAAUCAUGCAGCCUUAGUUGUGUGUAUCUGGUUUUCCUAUACAGUGGUUAGCGUUCUACGUGUGGCGUAACUAAUUUAAAGAUCGAAUAAUCAGUGUUUUCAGACUGAUGAAUUAUUAUCAAUUAAAUGUAACAAACGGAUACUGUUGCCGUUUGUACACUAAUGAUAUCCAAACUGCCUGCUGUGUUUAGUGAUUCACUGUGAUUUUUUUCCCCCCCUCAAUUUAUGAUUUACCUUGUAAUUUAAAAAAAAUACAUUUUAAUGUUUUGUUUUGUGGGAAGACAAAGAAAAAAAUAUAAAUUUUACACCGGUGUUAUUGAUGGUAUUCUAAAAGAAAUUUGAAAUCUAUGGAAUGAGUCACUGCUUUUCUGGUCUCUUUUUUUUUGUCAUUAGUUGCCUUGAAGGUAAUAAGGCACACAUUUAUUUUAAGGAAAUCUAAAAUUGUAUUCAUGCGUGUCAGGGUUAACUAUUCAAUACAGUUUUCAGUCAGUUGGUCUGAUCUUAUGUCUUGUCAUGUCUCCUGCUUUCCUGGAAGAAUUCAUUUGCAAAACUUCUAGGCUUCCAGGUCUGCAAGGAUAGAAUGUCUGUCAAUCUUCUUAUAAUAAUUUUAGGCCUCUGGACCCAGAGGAAUUUGGCACAUAUUGUUCCUAUGGAAUCUAUCUAAUAGGUAUAGCUGUUAGCAGUAUGACUCCAACCUUGAGCUUGUUUGGCAGAUUUGUAUUGGAGUUGUUCAUGGAAGGUUUUCUUGCAGUGGGGAGUGGGAGAACAGCCCUCCAAAAAUCUCAAAACAUCUUUUUUUUUUUUUUUUUUUGCAUUUUUAAAAGCAUUAAGGUUUACAGGGCUAACCCACCCUUAGGUUUGGUAUUGCUCAUGUAAUGCUAUACAUUUACUGUUCAGUUUUCUGAUUGUCCAUCCAAAUUUGGUUUGAUAUAAAAAUCUUUGCACAGUUGUCACUUGUGUGAAAUUUAUUUUAAGUCACAUGCAACUUAACAUUGCUAUGUAAUGAUCUCGUUUUACGUGGCAUUUAUAUCGCAGCAUGUUUCCAAAGAGACAUCAGCCGUCAAAUUCGCCUUGUCACCUUGUGAACCAGCAUCAGUGUUGUGAAAAAGGAGUUGCUCUAGUUCAUAAAAGUAUAAUGAAUGCUUUGUGGUUCAGUGUAAGGCUGUUUUUACACGUGCAUUUGUCUCCUGGUGCAUAUAUGAAAAUGAAUGAAAUGCAUCAAGAUGAGGUAAAUCUUAUUUUAACUAUCCAGGCACAUACCAAAAUUGUGCAAAAUGUUGUACAAGACCACAUUUACUGUUGUGCUUGUUGUUGAACCAUUGGAGCUCAGAAGUCUUUUUCUGUUUGUUUCCUGUUCACAUAUUCAUCAGUCUGUUCUUGUUCGUCUGCAGGAUUUACCCAUAGACUCUAGUUUUUAUUUUUGUCAUUUAAUUUCUAGCUCAUCUUUUCCCACUGUUUCCCCAGUCUGUUCUUCUUUGUGUGUCUAUUGAUUUUUGCACCUUCUCUGUGCCGGUGCGUUUUUGGUCCUUGCAGUUAGGGUGAAGAGUGUUGAGGGCUCGGGGGAGGGAGUGACUUAGUGUCUCGUUCAUGUAUUUAAGGUAGAAGAAAGAAAAUGUGUGUCCGCUGUCGUCGGAUGCAACAAGAUUAGGGCACGUAAAAGGAUCGCAUAAGCAAAAGUGCACACAGAGAAAGAAAGGAGAACAGAAGUUGCAGAAGGUUUAGGGAGGAGUUUGCCUUCUGUGAUGGUGUGAGAAUGAAUGCUGAUGACUGCAAUGGCCGUUCCUAUAUGUCAGGGAGUGGAGACUCAUCGAUGGAGAGGGACUUCUCUGGAGGCAUGGGGGGGGCUACAGUUAGCACACCCAACAGUCAACACUCUUCUCCCAGCCGGUCCCUCAGCGCCAACUCUAUCAAGGUGGAGCUGUACAACGAUGACCAGCUGGGCUGCGUAGCUCGUCCGGCCAAGAGGGCAGGGGAGCGCGACGAGGCGUGGAAGGACGAGCGACUGGACCCUGUGGAGGAGGGGGGCCUGGAGCUGGGUGCCGUGGUUGGCGGGGGAGCAGGCGGUGGCGGAAGCUAUGGCGAGCUGGCCAGUCCCGAGCCCACAUCCCCAGGGCCAAUCCGGCUUCCCAACGGAAAGCUAAAGUGUGACAUUUGUGGCAUGGUGUGCAUCGGGCCCAACGUUCUGAUGGUGCACAAGCGCAGCCACACUGCCCUGUGUGCCAUGCCAGGUGAGCGCCCAUUCCAGUGUAACCAGUGCGGCGCCUCCUUCACCCAGAAGGGCAACCUGCUACGGCAUAUCAAGCUCCACUCCGGAGAGAAGCCCUUCAAGUGCCCCUUCUGUAGCUACGCCUGCAGACGUCGGGACGCGCUGACGGGACACCUCCGCACCCACUCUGUGUCCUCCCCCACGGUGGGGAAGCCCUACAAGUGCAGUUACUGCGGCCGCAGCUACAAGCAGCAAAGCACGCUGGAGGAGCACCGGGAGCGUUGCCAUGGCUACCUGCAGAGCCUGGAGGCCCAGCCCACGCCAGGCAGCCACGUGCAUGGCGAGGAGAUGCGGGACGUGGAGCUGGUGACAGACCCUCUGCUCCAGCAUUCCACGGACAAGCUGACAUUCAUCGACCGCCUGGCCAACAGCAUCACCAAGCGUAAGAGGUCAACACCUCAGAAGUUUGUGGGACAGAAGCACAUGCGCCUCAGCACAGCCGACGGACAUUACGAACAUUAUCCUCCCAUCGACAAGGAAGGAGACGAGCUGAGCUCCCUGCACAGGACUGCUGACUCCUCAAACUUCACGGGUGUCAUUAGCAGCUACCUUGGGGGCCCCGUGGGAGGAAGUGGGGGCCAGGAGUCCAUCCGCUCCCUCCGGCUGCCCCCCCAGCACCCCGCCAACGUGCCGGAGUUCACGUCCGUCAUCAGCUCCUUUUACAAUCAGCUGGGCCAGCCAGGGCAAAGAACAGACUCUGGGGGGGGUGGGGCAGGGGGCGUGGCUUUGGGACUAGGAGGACGAGAGGCAGGGGAGGGCCACGAGGACCUGCCCCCCAGCUGCGGUCAUGCCGCCUCUCCGAGUAACGGCUGUCAGGAUUCCACAGACACAGAGAGCACGCCAGAAGAGCAGCCCGCAGCCACCAGCGCCGGUGGGGACCCUGAGCAGCACCCAGCUCCCCCGGCAGCCCGCAGCUCUGGCCAUGUGCGAGAGAGCGAUAGUGAGCCACAGCGGGAUGAGGGUAGUGUGGCGCUGCGGCCCGGCAACUGCGAGGUCAGGGUGGUGGACAGCGAGGGCCGGCCAGUGCGCUCCUUUCGCUGCACGCACUGCCGCGUCCUCUUCCUGGACCACGUCAUGUUCACCAUCCACAUGGGCUGCCACGGCUUCCGGCAGCCGUUCGAGUGCAACAUCUGUGGUCACCGCAGCCAGGACCGCUACGAGUUCUCCUCACACAUCGUCCGUGGGGAGCACACUUUGGGCUGAGGUAUGGGAGCCGCGGGGUUCGGGGUGGGGGAACGGUGAUGCGGGCCGGAGCGGAGAGGUGAAUGCACAGGGAAGGCAGCACGGGUUCGAAAAGCACUGUGUGUGCAGGAGGUGAGGAUGGGUUAGGGUUUGAUCUGCACUGGACUGGAGACGGGAACUGGGAGGAGAUGUUGUGGGAGAAGUUUAGUCAAGGGAUGAUCGGCAAAUUAUAAUUGCACUCUAUUUUCCAGAAUGCAGUUGUUUUGCGUCAGAAGUGCCUUCUUCCUGUGUGGUUUGCCCUCUUUGAA
Molecule: messenger RNA, 3858 nt
Organism: Brienomyrus brachyistius
Lineage: Eukaryota; Metazoa; Chordata; Actinopteri; Osteoglossiformes; Mormyridae
Gene: ikzf4
Product: IKAROS family zinc finger 4
Exons: 8
Coding region: 1856-3571 (571 amino acids)
Biological process (GO): regulation of transcription by RNA polymerase II
Molecular function (GO): RNA polymerase II cis-regulatory region sequence-specific DNA binding; DNA-binding transcription factor activity
Source: RefSeq, a predicted model, not a curated record